ACCCAAAUGAUUGAUCUUCCAUCGCUGUUCGCUGUUGUUCAAGAUUUCUCUUUCUGUUUCUUUCAUCUCAAGUUCUGUCUGCUCCGUCUAAUGCCAUCUUUGUCGCUUGAAUUUCGUAUUUGCUGAUCUGUUUUCUCACUUUGUCGUUGUUUGAGAGGCUCAUUUCUAGGAUCAUGUCAAGGAGGCCAGUAAAUCUUUCACGGCGCUUAGCUGAUGGUGGGAGCAUACCAUUUGUGGGCUCGAUUCAGUCUAAAUCUCGCAGCUCCCCUUUACUGUCCAUUGGGCUUGUUGUCGUGGGUGCAAUCCUCAUCAUUGGUUACGUUUUUAGCAAUUCAGGUGGAGCAAGUGUGGAUAUUAAGGGUGUAAGUAGACUUGAAGGUGGUGCUUCAUGCACAUUAGAAGUUCUAAAAGCCUUGCCUGUAUUAAAGAAAGCAUAUGGAGACAGCUCACGUAAGGUUUUGCAUGUUGGUCCAGACACUUGUUCUGUGGCAUCUGGUUUAUUGAAAGGCGAGGGAACUGAGGCCUGGGGAAUUGAGCCAUAUGAGUUAGAUGAUGUUAGUGCAAACUGCAAGACUCUUGUACACAAGGGCAUUGUGCGUGCAGCUGACAUCAAGUUUCCUUUACCAUAUCGUGCAAAAUCAUUUUCGCUUGUCAUUGUCUCAGAUGUACUGGAUUACUUAUCUCCAAAAUAUCUGAAUAGAACUCUUCCAGAGUUGGCAAGGGUUGCUGCUGAUGGUGUUGCCAUCUUUUCUGGUUAUCCAGGUCAGCAAAGAGCUAAAGAUGGAGAAGUGGCGAAAUUUGGCCGUCCAGCCAAAUUACGAAGCUCGUCUUGGUGGAUAAGGUUUUUUGUUCAGACUAGUUUAGAAGAGAAUGAAGCUGCAGGAAAGAAAUUUGAGCAAGCUGCAGCUAAGAGAUCAUACAAGCCAGCUUGCCAAGUAUUUCAUAUCAAAGCAUACCCCUGAGAUUUUAAUGUUAUAUUUUUCACUCAAUUAAGGGCCCGAAGGGUAAGUUCAAUACAUUAUAUGAAAAUUAUAGAUUUUUACAUUGAGACUAAGAUGUAUUUCAUUGUGAUGAUCUAGUUCAUUGGUUAAUGGUUAAUAUAUGCCAUUGUGUCACUAUUGAUUUGGAUAGUGCUUAGACGAAGUAAUUACAAAAUCCUAUUGAUAUUA
This is a messenger RNA of Prosopis cineraria, 1169 nucleotides long. RefSeq names its product probable pectin methylesterase CGR3. Gene Ontology annotation, molecular function: methyltransferase activity. The record is from RefSeq and is a predicted model, not a curated record. Bases 174 to 962 code for a protein of 262 amino acids. Gene Ontology annotation, biological process: pectin metabolic process. The transcript has 7 exons. NCBI's taxonomy places the organism in Eukaryota, Viridiplantae, Streptophyta, Magnoliopsida, Fabales, Fabaceae.